Molecule: messenger RNA, 564 nt
Organism: Microthlaspi erraticum
Lineage: Eukaryota; Viridiplantae; Streptophyta; Magnoliopsida; Brassicales; Brassicaceae
Source: the annotation of a GenBank genome assembly
AUGGUAGUUGUUGUUCUUGCUGUGAUUUUGUUGGCUAUGGCUGGUCACUCAGGUGGGACAUGGUGUGUAUGCAGAGAAGGGUUAAGCGAAGCAAUGCUGCAAAAGACACUGGACUACGCAUGUGGUGCAGGAGCUGAUUGUGGACCUAUUCACCAGAACGGACCUUGCUUUCAACCUAACACCGUCAAGUCUCAUUGCUCCUACGCCGUCAACAGUUUCUUUCAGAAGAAAGGCCAGUCUCAGGGAACUUGUGACUUCGCCGGCACAGCCGCCGUCUCAGCCUCUGAUCCCAGCUACACUACUUGUCCUUUCCCUGCAAGUGCCAGUGGUAGUGGUACCACAACUCCAGUGACGACAACACCUUCGACAAGAGUCCCUACCACGACUAACACAAGACCCUACACAGUCACACCUUCAGCAGGAGGAGGAUUGGGGAUUCCGUCUGGAAUUCCUGAUUACACAGAUCCGUUAUCAUUUGGAUUCAGACUCCAAAGCCCAAGAGCCGGAUUAUUGUCUGGAUUCAUAGUCUUCUUCACUCUCUUACCAUUCUACUUGUUUAGCUAG